This is a messenger RNA of Gallus gallus (chicken), 16562 nucleotides long. It is a transcript of the gene INO80D, whose product is annotated as INO80 complex subunit D. NCBI's taxonomy places the organism in Eukaryota, Metazoa, Chordata, Aves, Galliformes, Phasianidae. The transcript is spliced from 11 exons. Gene Ontology annotation, cellular component: nucleus. The record is from RefSeq and is a predicted model, not a curated record. The coding region runs from base 1795 to 4887 and encodes 1030 amino acids.
GCGGUCACAUUGCAAAUAUAAGUGUAAAAAUAAGACUUAAUUAUGAGUUAAGUCCAAGAAGAAGACAGGAGGCACAGGAAUAAAUCCAGGAUUACAGUGGCUGGGAACUGUGGAGCAGUUUCCUCCCCGAAACUUACCCAAGGAACCCAGAUACGUGGUUUGUGUUGUUUACUUUGGAACUGCUCUGAAAAGCUCUCUUUGCUCUGCUGCUUGAUAACCUUCAGACAAGAAAUGUGGCUGCGUUGUGCAAAGGAGAAGGAGGUCACCGGUCAGUCUGAAACUCCGCAGAGCGUGAUAGCAGCAGCUUAAGGGGUGGUGGUAAACAUGGCAAAAAGAAAUAGCAGCAUGUGGGUCACCCCAUCCUUGCAAGAUGGACGUGCUCUGUCCAGUCCUUCGGCCUGCCCAGUCUGUCAGCAGGGCAAGCUUUGGGUCUCUGUGGAGAGCAGCAAACUCUGGGGCAAAAGACUUUUUCAGCUUCAUUCUGUGCAAGAGAUGGGAUUCGUUUAGACUCGAUUACUUUUGCUACCCAGGUAAUGGAGGAGGCUGUCUGUCAAGCACAUGGGACCUGCACCCAGGUCACCUCGCUGCUACUUAGGCACAGCACCACGGGAUUUCCUUUCCUUUCACAUCGUUGCUUUGAGGAUGAAUGCGUUGCAAAGGGUCACGCUUCAGCCAUCGGUUUUGGGUAUAUGGAGUGUGCACCUUCUUGUGCUGCCCUGCCCUGAGGGUAAGGCAGUGGGAAGCAGAUUUGAUGUCUGUGCUCAUGCUCUCACUGUCUGUAAGCAAAGUGCCAGGGCUGCCUCCAGGGUGCUGCUGGUCUGUGUGCCUGGGAAGGGGACUGUGUGUGGAGAGGAAACACAGGACAGUCCUUACUGUCAAAUGAUUGAUUGGGUCGCUGAUAUUUGCACCGCGUUUUGUAGCAGGUCUCUGUUCUGCGUGCUGCACUGCACUUAUAAACCUAUUUAAAUACUUGUAUUUUUAAAAUUUUCAGUGCUACCUUCUGUCCUGCUCCUACAGCUAAUGGAAAUGUCUGUUUGCUGCUGGAAGUAUGGUAGGGUGUUUAGUUCUGCAGUGACUUCAAGAUCCCCAGCUGCCCUGGUACUUGUCAUCUUCUCAAGGCGCUUUUCUGUAGCGGGGAGAGAUUGCUUCCCUAGGGAAGAAAUAUCUUCCUUGCAGAGGCUGGAGCCUCCCCUCCCUCCUUGCCAUCUUUUCCUUGCCAUGUGGCACUUGUGAAGUAAGUUGGUUGAGUUGGUAAUCCGUGCACUUGUCACACAUCUCUCAUUUACUGCGUAGUUCCUGAAUAUCACCUCUGUGUGCCUUCCUUUGCUUGGUGUAUAACCACCAAGCGGUGGGAAAUGAAAAAGUACUGGAAGAUUUCAUGGCUUUGUUGUUUUGUGGCAUUGUUGGAUGCUGUUUGUGGGAGGGGGAAGAAGACGGGCUCUUGCUGAAAUGGCAUUUCAGCCCUCUUGGGGUCAAUGGGAGUACCGUCUCCGGCGUCGUUAAUGCCAGCACUCACCUGAAACUUCUACUUACAGAAGGUGUGGGCAGCUACCAGAUCAUCAGUCUGCUUACCAGGUGUGAUAAAGACAUCUUACGAAGAUAAAAGGCUUUCCUACGCUGCCUGUGAAAAUUAAUACUUGGUAGAGCGAGGAUAGUCCCCAGCAUUUUUACAAUCCACAUCGCCUUGAUUCAUCAUCAUUCCAGGAUAGUGGUGUCCUUGGGGCUCUCUCUUAACACUGAUAUGGUACAGAAGAUUUAAAAUCAGCUGAUGUUCACAAGGAAUAGAGUCACGUGAUGUAUGAAGGCAAACACAUACACUUCUCUGAGGUUGACAAUAAGCCCUUGUGCUCGUAUAGCCCCAAACUGUGCAAGCAGAGGCGACUUAACGGCUACGCCUUCUGUAUCAGACACGUUCUGGAGGACAAGACUGCCCCCUUCAAGCAAUGUGAAUAUGUGGCCAAGUAUAACAGCCAACGCUGCACCAACCCCAUCCCCAAAUCUGAGGACCGUAGGUACUGCAACAGCCACCUGCAGGUACUUGGCUUUAUACCGAAAAAGGAGAGGAAGAAAAAGAAUGAUCCCAUAGAGGAAGUAAAGGUCAGGCACCAGAUGGAUACUAUGGCCCUCAGUCUGACGAUGCCCACCCUGGCCUUGAAGAUGCCCAAUGGACUGGACGGGAUGUCCCUCUCCCCUCCUGGGGCUAGGCUUCCUCUCCACUACCUGGAGGCAGAACUAGAAGACCCCUUUGCUUUCAACGAGGAGGAUGAUGACCUAAAGAAAGGGGCAACAGUGAGGAAAAAGUUGCAGAGCAAGUUGGCUCAAAACCGGCAGCGCCAGAGAGAGACAGAGAUUUUAAAAGUUCGCCAAGAGCACUUUAGCCCCCUUCCUGCACCUUUGCAGCAGCAGCCUCUGCAGCAGCAGCAGCACUCCCAUCUGCCACCUUCAUCAGCUUUGUUAAAGCCAACAGGGCUACCGCAGGGCAUAGUCUGCAAGUCACCUCAACCUCCGAACACCAGCCUACCAAUGCAGGGAGUGGCACCCACCACACACACUAUAGCACAAGCCCGGCAGUUGUCUAACAAGAGACCUCUGCCUCUCCUGCCACCUGCUAGGGCUCCCGUCACGGACCCUCCAAGGACUGAUCGGGUCCUAAUGAAAGCCACAGCCUUUUCUCCGCACUCGUCCUGCAUGAGCCGGCUACAGAGACUGGUGAAACUGUGCACUCGAAAACAGCAGCUGGACACUGAUCUGUUUCCACAUCUAGGGCUGGAUUGGUCUGAAGACAGUGGAGAGGAGUUGGAGGAUUCAGAGCAAACCUCCCCUUACCAGGUCGCGUGGUCUGUCCGAGAAUCCCUCGGCUACGAAAGACAUGAGUCCGAUGAUGACAAUGCGGAUGACAGGAGUUCCAGGGUGACCAGACUUUGCACUUACUUUCAGCAGAAAUACAAGCACCUCUGCCGCCUGGAGCGGGCAGAAUCUCGUCAGAAGAAGUGCCGGCACACGCUCCGGAAAGCCUUGCUGCAGGCGGCCAGCAGAGAGCCAGAGCGUGCCGGGCAACUGAUCCAGGAACUCCGGAGGGCGACCUGUGCUCGUAGCAGCACAAGCCAAGCCAGGCAGAGAGAUGCAGAGCCAACAACCUGUAGUGGGACUUCGAAGGGAGAACCAUGCACUAACAAGGCCCUUCCAUUCACAAGGCAUUGUUUUCAGCAUAUCUUAUUGAACCGUUCUCAGCAGCUCUUCUCAAGUUGCACAGCCAAGUUUGCAGAUGGUCAACAGUGCUCUGUGCCAGUUUUUGACAUUACACAUCAGACACCUCUGUGCGAAGAACAUGCCAAAAAAAUGGACAACUUCUUGAGGGGGGACAGCUCCCGUAAAGUUCAGCACCAGCAGCAGAGGAAACCCAGGAAAAAAACAAAGCCACCUGCACUUACCAAAAAACACAAGAAGAAGAGAAGGCGAGGCCCGCGCCGGCCCCAGAAACCUAUUCCUCCUGCAGUGCCCCAAGGGAACCUCACCAUGCCUGCCAGUGUCUCACUGCCAGUAGAGAUGCCCCAUAUACGGAGCCCCUCCACCCCAGAGCUGAGUGCCGAUGAGCUGCCUGAUGAUAUCGCCAAUGAAAUCACAGACAUUCCACAUGACUUGGAAUUGAAUCAGGAGGACUUCUCUGAUGUCCUGCCACGGCUGCCCGAUGACUUGCAAGAUUUUGAUUUCUUUGAAGGUAAAAAUGGAGAUCUCCUUCCAACAACAGAAGAGGCUGAAGAACUGGAACGGGCCCUACAGGCUGUAACUUCUCUUGAGUGCCUGAGUACCAUUGGAGUACUUACACAGACAGAUGGUGUGCCAGUUCAGGAGCUGUCAGAUAGAGGGAUAGGGGUGUUCUCUACAGGUGCUGGAGCUCCGGGAAUGCAGUCCUUGAGUCGAGAGGUUAACACGGAUCUGGGGGAGCUGUUGAAUGGGCGUAUAGUACAUGAUAAUUUCUCCGGUCUGGAGCUGGAUGAGAACUUGCUCCGCUCUGCUACCUUGUCCAACCCACCUACGCCCCUGGCAGGGCAGAUCCAGGGGCAAUUCUCAGCCCCAGCCAACGUCGGCCUUACUUCUGCCACUCUGAUAAGCCAGAGUGGCCUUGGGGAGAGAGCCUUCCCAGGACAGUUUCAUGGACUUCACGAUGGCAGCCAUGCCUCCCAGAGGCCCCACCCUGCCCAGCUGCUGAGCAAGGCAGAUGACCUGAUCACCUCACGACAGCAAUACAGCAGUGACCAUUCACACUCCUCACCCCAUGGAAGCCAUUAUGAUAGUGAGCAUGUGCCGUCUCCCUACAGUGACCAUAUCACAUCCCCUCACACCACAUCCUUUUCUGGUGAUAACCUGGCAGCUACCUUCUCAGCAGAGAUGCCCAUGAUGGCACAGCACUUGCUCCCAACUCAGCUGGAUGUGCCACUUAGCGGGGUGGUCAACCCCAGAACUCACUGGGGAAGCCUUCCUGUCAAUCUUGGGGACCCCUCUCCGUUUAGCAACCUUCUUGGUGCAGAUGGACAUCUCCUGUCCACCUCCCUGUCCACACCACCUACCACCUCGCACUCAGAGACCACACAGCCUGCCUUCGCCACUGUGACCCCCAACAGCUCCAGUGUGCUUCCGGGGUUGCCGCAGACCAGUUUUAGUGGCAUGGGUCCUGCCUCCGCUGAACUCAUGGCCUCCACCUCCCCUAAACAACAGCUCCCUCAGUUCAGCGCAGCCUUCGGGCACCAGCUGAGCUCCCACAGUGGCAUCCCCAAGGAUCUGCAGCCCAGCCACAGCUCCAUAGCUCCUCCCACGGGCUUCGCAGUGACCGGUGCCACCGCUACCAGUACCAAUAAUGCAUCUGCGCCCUUCACCACCUCCAACUGAGCUUGUCUGCCUGGCUCUGUGCAGGUAGAUGGGGGACCUGUGUUUUCUAUCUUUCUUUUCUUCCUUUAUUUUUUUUUCUCUCUUCUAUUCCCCCUCCCCCCUCCCCCCUUUUUUUUUAAAUUUUUUCUUUUAUCAGGGGGUUAAAAAGGAAACCCCAGCUUCAGUACUGACCAGGGUUAGCCCUCUGUGAACCUUCCUGUAGCGUUCACAUGUGCUUGUUACGCACCGGUGCUCAUUUAGUGCAGGCAGGUUCACUGUUCCCCAGUAAUUCCUUAAGGAUACAGCACAGUUACUGGAUGUAAUUGAUUUUAGCAGUAAGACCUAGCAAUGGGAAGAUACCUCAGAUUACGGAUGCAUGUUACUGUUUCCUAGGGUUUGGAUCGGUGCUUGCCAUCCUAUUAGCAUCUGGUAGAAAGUUUUCCAGUGGGCAGAAGUCUUUUUUAUUAUUAUUAUUUUUUAUUUUCCCAAAGGUAGCAUCUGGCAUUGAAAACUUGGCUGCGCACAUUGAAUUGAGAAUAGUGCACUGAAGUCCUAAAACAAGACCAUGGUUCAAGAAUGAGUUUGACAGCUUGUUAAGAUAGUGUCUUGACCACCUGUGUGUGCGUGUGUGUGUGUUUGGGGUGCAGGGAGCAGCAGUUCUUUUUCUGCUUUUGGUGAAGAAGUGGAAAAAGCGGGAGUUGUCCCCUUUUGGAUCUGGUCACUGUUCUUACUGCAUGCUGACUUUUGUUUUGAUGAUGAUGAUUUUUAAUUCAUUGAGCAGCAAGGGGAACAAUUGACUGGUUGCCCAUAAAUUUGAAGGCUGAUGCAAAGUUAGCCCAGAGAAAAAAAAGAACAACUAAAAACAAAACAAAACCAGAAACAUUGAAAUAGAAUAAUGGUGUAGUGAAGAUUCCUGUGCAGAAAUUCCCUUCCUUGCUGAAUUACUGUGGCCUUGUAACAUUGAUGGUUUGCCUUUUCAAGUGUGGCUUUGUCCCAGACUCCUUGCCUGACAGGCUGACAGGUAUUUUCCAGCUGAAACUGGGAGAAUUCAGUUGGUAUUCUGCCCAUCCACACAAGUCUAGUUCAGACCCUGUGGUAAGUUCCAAACGGAUGUAUUCGUCCAAUUGUUUCUGCCUAUUGAGACUUUGUUAGCUUUUUUUCCCACCAAGCCAUAUUGUUUCUGGGUUUUCUUAUGGGACUUGAUGCUCUUAACGCGAAGCUGAGUGUGUGUGAGGAACUAGCAGGUAUCAUAGCCUAUCAGCAGUCGUGGCUAACCAAAAGGUAAAUCACUAAAGCCAAGUAGGCAGAUAAGAGUUGUUUUUUUUUUUUGUUUGUUUGUUUUUUUUGUUUUUGGCUGGACAGGUUUGCUUUUACUGCCUACCUGCUGAAGACAGCAUUCAGACUCUUAGGUAGUAAUUUCAGUUCUUAAAGAAUGGAGUCCACUAGCUUCUAGAUGCUUUUAUUUUUUAUUUUGUUUUUAAUCCAAGGGAUAACAGCAGCAGAAAUCCAGAGGUGUUUACAUGUAUCUCUUUACUGGAAGGGAAAAAAGGAAUUUGCUUGCGACUUUAUAGGGCUCAGAUUUGCUACUAUACUUUGACUGUAAAAGUAACUCCUAUUUCAUUAGCAUAACAAGUCUUUACUGCUCUUGACUUGUUUCUUAGAUGCAAAUGUGAGAGAAUAGAAAAACCCACAUUUCAGUCUCUGAUUUCCUCUCUGAAGAGGGAUUUCCUUCCACCUUACAGUAACACGUUCUACCUGCAUCUGUUCUAGUCUAAUCCAGGAAACUGAGAACCAAGCACAUGUAAUAGGAGGCCUAAUAAAUUGUUUGAGCAAGGGAUCUUUGAACUAAGUUUAGUUUCUAUAGGAAUUCAUUUCGUUAGCAGUCAGACCCACAUCGAACUCUGACCCAAACCUCUCCUUUCAUCUUGCUAAAGAACAAAGUUUAAAUGGGAGAGGUCUUGUCUCCUUACUAUCAGAGCAAUCACACUAUCCCCUUUUCUUGAAAGGUUUGUCCUCCUUACACUUAAAGGAGAGUAUGGAUGAUGUGUAUGUCCUUAUGAAAUUGCAAGUGUAUGUGGGUGGAGGAAACAAAAAUGAUUUUCAUGCUUCUGUUGUUAUGAAGUCCUUAUUUCAUACUUGGUAAAAUAGAUCUUAAUAAUAUAAGCCGAAUAUUUUUUAAGUGGUGAUUUAAAUAUGUUUGUAACAUUUAAAUGUUUUUAAAUCAUGUAAAAAGUUGAAUUGAAGCCUAUGAAAUCCUGCUUGUGAUUGUCCUGCUGAUUGAGGAAUGCCCAGUGGUAUUGUGAAAUGAGGCAAAUCUGACAAGGCAUUUAUUUAUUUUUGUAUUAAGAUCCCCACAUUUUGUUGAGGAGACAACUGUUUGAUUUGCAAAUGAUUUUCCUUGUGUCCAUAUACUUUCUUCAAUGUGUUUUGGAUGACUGGCUGAAGAAGAGUGAAGAACUAGUAUACCAAAUGGUUAAUUCUUUAAUCUGCUUGUGUAUUUGUGUCAUUUUUAGAGGAUGUUAAUUUCUAUAAAUUGGUUUCAGGACUUUGGUUUUGAAAUGAUUCUUGUGCCCAUCAAACUCUCUAAUGAAGCUGAAGCUAUUGCAGAGUUUAAUUGCUCUACGUUACGUUUCUCUUUCUUAGCAAAUGCAGGGUGUGAAGGGGGGGAGAGGAAUGGAGGGCCAAGUUCUGCUUGCUCAAAUUGGCAUAAAUUUCAGAGGAGCGUUUUGGUGUAAGGUCACUGUGAGUUUGUACUGGUGUAAUUCAGAACAGAAUCCAGCUCCUGAUCGAGUGUUAUUUUAGUCAGGGAAUUUCAAAAGCUAUCAAAGUUAUGCAGGUUCAUAAUUCUCAUUUGAAGUCAUUGGCCAUUGUGGAUCUGCAUUCCUGUAAGGCAGCCUAGGACAUCAACUCUUCCUCCACUUAGACUUCAGGUUUGUAUAUCCCUUGAUGACCUUUUCCCGAAAAGUGAUUAGGUGACAUUUUUCAGUGAGCAAACUAAGUUUGCAGUAAAUUGUACUAAUAAAAAUGAAUUUGUUCAUACACAUUGGAAGGAAUAGGAAUCCCUCUGUCCUGUCUGAUAGAGUUCUGAAAUGGGCACUCAUUCUUGCUUUCUUCUGAUUCAUCUCCUAUUUUUUCCACUGCCACCAAUACAGCCUGACAAGAACUUAAGAGAACUGAUCUUAGUUUUACAGGAGGGAUCGUACUGGUAGGCUUCUACACCUGCAGAGCCCAUUGAGUUCAGCGGAUUGGUGUCUUACUGCUGGAUAUGGGAGAUCUCAUUGAGAAGCUUGUGCAGCAAAAAUUUGGCAUCUCUUCCUCUGGGAAGUACUGCAAGUCUGGAUGAGGUAGUCCUUGUGUAAUUUCUGAAUAGCAUCCAUGCUCUCUUGCUGAGGCUUUUGAAUAUCAUCUCCUUGUACAGCAAUUAGCACUCUAAUCGCCCUUUAACCAAAGAGUCGGUGUAGCAAUUUCAGUCCAUUGAUUUGAGUUGGUCAAUAUCUGUCGUGCCCUUUACAUAUGAAUGGAUGGAAUAAAGCUAGUUUAACUUAAAAGUUAAUUUCCUUACACGAGAUUUGAGUUGUAGAGAAUUGAGAAAAGAAUUAGACCUAGAAUAAAGUACCAUUAGGAUCAUUUUUUGUUAAUAGCUGCACCUCAAUUAUUCUUGGUACAAAAGUGUAAGGAUUGACAGAAUGACACAUAACAGUGUAUGCUGGCCUAGUGUGUAAGGUGUUCUGUCAGACACACUUUCACUUAGGAAGAUUUUAGGCCAACUUCGAGGGGAGCCAUAUGCACUUAGAUAUACCUCAAGGCUGAUUUGUUCUUAGGCCUUGUCAUUAGCAAUGGUAGAAGAGGAUGUAUCUGUGAUGCAAAAAGAUAGGAAAGAUGCCAUUUUUUGUCCCCUCCAGCCAUCCAUUUCCUCUAGGUUCUUGCUUAGUUCUCUUCUCGUUAGCAGCAAGUUUCUUUGUGUCUUUGGACAUACAGGUUAGUGGAACAAUUACAUCAGUAAUGCUGAGAGGUAGCACAGACGCAGGUCUGCCUCAUGCACUACAGGCCGCAACAGGUAGGUUUCCCGCUUCUUUCAGCAGGUUAGUGAAUGAGGAUUCACAGUUCUUGUUUGAAAACAUGUGAAUGCCUUGAGAAGCUUACAACCCACUAGGCAAAAGUCACAGAUGGUAUUGGAAGUACAAAAGUAAGGGAACAAAUGUUAAAAGAGGGCCUGGGAAUGAAUCUGCAGGCUAGUACCCACAUUCAGUUAGAGGCACCGUUUUGCUGUAACCACAUCUAAAUACAGUCUAGGGUUGAACUGGCUUGCCAGGGACGAUGGGUCUCAAGGAAUAAUACCCUGUAGAGGUGUCUUCACUGAGAAAUUGUCCCUAGUGAUUAAGUACAUAUGCUGCUGGUCCACAUCCAAAGCUCUAGUUCCUCCAUGGUGCUGUAGCAGCUUGGCUGUUCUGUUUCCCUGUAGGCAUCAGCAGGACCAGCUCCCUGCUGAAUCUUUCAAGUGGCGGAGGCCAAUGACCGCAGCAAGGGGAGUUUUCAGCAGGCAAAGAGUAGGCAACUUACCUUUGGUGAUUCUUCUGCGGUGAGGCAUUGCACAGAUGUCAGCGCAGCUUUCCUGAUGGGAUGUUUCUUUUUGCCUUUGAAUUUUUGCCAUGACCUGUAAAGAAGUCUCUGUUGCAGUCCGGUUGCAACGUCCUCUGGUGGUGGAGAUACUAACUGUAGGAGUAGGUUUGGAUCUUUUGAGUGAUAUUUAGUACUGGGGUGUUGUGGGCAGCUCCUCUUACCCCUCUCCCCUCCCUUUAUUUCCUUCCGUCUGCAUUCUCCAUCAUUCUUUCUUUUCAGUCUCCCAUUCUCAGAUAGUUCUUCAGUGUAGGCAAUGUCAACCGUAAGUCUUCUGUGGCUUGGUCCUGAGGGGAAUGUGGCUGUGAAACACAAAGGGGGAGAGAUUCCUGCAUUUCAUAGCAUACAUCUGGGGUGCUAGGAUGACAGUCUACUAGACGUAAAAUAUUUCUCAGCUCAGUGAGUAAGGUUUCACAGCACACUGAUAGGUAAUGUGCUGGAUGCUGAGGAGCGCACACAUCAGCAGUGAAUCUGUAGGCUUUUAGUGAGCAUCUGCCUUCUCACAGAUUUUUCUUGUUUUGAGAAGUGCAUCAGUAGAAAAUCACAGAAGUUUUAGAUUACUCUCUUCAAAGGCUGCGUGAAGAAGCCCAGCUAAAAGUAAAGGUGGUUGGGGGAAAAACUGACAUUUGAAUUUACUAAGCUUAAAUUCAAACUUGCGGCGAUGCCUUGUCUGUGAGAGACCUUAGCUCCUCCAGCUAAAUUGUUGGGAAUGAAAAGUCUGUGGGAGAAGGAGGAAUUGCAGAACAUUGUGUCUUCGAACAAUUUUCUCACCCGCAUCUUCAGCCAUUUAAACACAAACCGCAAAAGUGACUCAGUUCUGGGAGCUUUUCCUUUGCUGUUCUGCUACUUGUCCCCUGGUUGUUGGGUUCUUUGUUUUCCCCUGUUGUAUUCUGCUUCCACACACUUGUUCUCUGGCCCCUGGGGAAUAGGGUGGCAGUGGAGCAUGAAAGAAGUCGGUGGGCUUGGCUGCAGAUGGACAUCAGUAGAGAAGGCUUUCUUUUUCCAGCUCCUUAUAAGCGUUGGCACCUUUUCUGUCUUCCCUGGCUCACAGAAUUUAGUUUGGAAGUCAACAGGUUGAAAUUCAGGCUUUUGACCUUAAAACUGUACAUGGUUGAUGUGGGAAAAGUGCAUUCCUCAUGCUCCUUCCCCUCCCUGGCCCCCAAGCACACACACACACACACAGUGAGAUACACAGAGUACGUGCGCGCGUUGCACUUGGUCCGGCAAUGCUAACGUUUUAUCUGCUUGCUGCCUUCACUGGCUGGUGCCCACUGAAGUGAGCUCUGGGUAGGUGAUGUCCCCAGAUAUCCUCUGGAAAACUUUAACCUUGGUGCAGAUUGCUCUAAUGUAGCUGACUGACAUGGCAUUUGCUUCUGCUUUGGAGUGGAAUGAUUUACCCUGUAAUGACUCUAACCUGCGUUCCAAACAGCGUAGUUGGUCCCAAUGAAAACAGAUUCAUUCUGAAGUGAUGAACAGUUGGGUUCUCAUGCAAAAUAUCUACAUCCUACCAGAAGGGGUUGAACCAGUUUCUCUGAACAGUGAUUACCUUCACUGUACAGUUUUGGGUAUGUCUCAGGGAUUCCUUGUGGAAAUAAGGGCAGUUAACAAAACAAAAAACAAAAAACAAAAAAAAAAAAAAAAGGAAAAAAAAAGGAAAAAAAAAGAAAAAAAAGUAAAUAGUUUUAAAAGUAAAUAAUAAUUUAAGGUAGAGCGUCAUCUAAGUGAGAGUGCAAGAAAGAGAAAUCCGUGUUCAGUUUUCUAGUCCACUGUCUGGCUUAGGGACUCUUUCUCUUCUCGGGGCUCUCAAGAUCAACAUACAGAAUCUUUCUCAUCACGCUCAGCUUUAAACUUUUUAUUUAAAGAUACCCUUCCCCAAUGAGCUUUCAGAAUACUUAUUGUAGAUUUUAAGAGAAAUGGUAUAUUAAUUUAUGCUAUUAACAUCACCUCAUAAAUUAUAAGUUUUAUACUAAAGCUGUAUUGAGUGUAAUGAAUUAUGUUGCAUAUGUGUUUUUAAUAGCUAUAAAAUUAUAUACAAGCUUUUUUGGGAAGACAAACUAGUGAAGCACCUUUUUACACUGGAUUUUGCCGUGUCAAGGUGUACAGCUAUUCUUUGCUACCUUGCAGAUAUCUAUAUCUAUAUCUAUAUAUAGAUAUAUAUAUAUAAUUAAAAUAAAAUGGUAUCCUGUAUCAACAAAGCAUAGAACUCUUUUUAACCCUUAUAUUACUGUUCCUGUAUCUCUUUUUAAAUUUUAUUUUGAGUGUUACAUUCUGCAAUAAUUUAUCUGUGGUUUGUACCUUUGAUUAGACAUUUAGUUACAGGGUAAAUAGAUCAAAUUAAACAAUCCAACUACUGUAGCUGGAAGUUGUGAACCAAGUUUUAAGACUUUUUUCUUUUUCUUUUUUUUUUUAAUGUAUUUAUUUCCAGUUAGCUCUGUGAGUUGGAAUUUGAAAAGUCAGAACAUUAGAAAUCUCAGUGUCUUAUUCAGGAAUUUUCCCCCUCCUUUCCUCACAAAGGAAUUCCCACUGUGACUUAUAAAUAGAACUAGACUGCUUGUGUGCAUGUAUGUAUGAUAUAUACACACAAAAAAUAUGCAUUGGGGGGGAUGUAUGUGCGAUACGAAUGUGUAUAUUGUAUGUAGGUCAUAGUUUUGUAAAGAGAAAAGUAGUCGAGAGGUGAUGGAAUGUAUUGUAGAAAUGUGAUUAUUUAGUAGGGGGUUCCUAUGUCCUCAUUGUUGUAUAAAUAACUCAAACUCUCUACUAUAUAAUCUUCUGUUAUAAGGCUAAUUCUGAUAUCAUGUCAAUUUUACUGUUUUUUAAAUGACUUGCAGUGAGCCCUGUUUAAAAUGUCAUGAAAAUACCAAGCUCCCAAAGACAGCCUUUACAUGAAAUACAGGGAGGAGGAGGAGGGACGGGAGAAUUGAGUGAUAUUUUUCAGGAGAAUUUGAAAUGGGGAGUUCUGUAUUUGGUGGGAUGACGAGACAGACGGAUUAUGUAUUUUUGCAGAUUAAUACCCGAAUCUCUUAUGGUCUGACGUGGAAAAUGUGGUUAAUCAGUUGUACUUGGUUUUCAAAUCAGGUUGUAAGGGGCACUGGCUGAGGACCGAUCUCCGUUCUGUAAGAGGCUCUUGUCUUCAAAGCAGAUUCUUUUCUUUCCUGAAGGUCUUUGUGUGUAUUGAUUUUACUCCAGAAUUGCUGUUUUGGGAUUGCAAAGCAAAAUACACUUUCAGCCCAGGGAAUUCCACUUGUGAGUUUUGGAAUUUGGUUUUGGCCAUUUAGCUUCUUUCAUAAUCGGAGAAGGAAGAUUUCUUUGAGAGUUCUCACUUGAAAGGGUGAGGAAUCAGAAACAUUCUUACGUUUUUGCUUACACUUCAUACUGUGCAUCAGUUACAACAUUCAGGCUGGAGAAAAGUAAAGCCUAGCUGUUAUUUGCUCAUACAGUUUCAUUUCUAGUGAUGCUGAUCCCGGUGGCUUUAAAAAUCUGUUUAGAUGAACAGAGCUUCCAAUAUUGCACAGACAUUUUAAUUGUAAUGUUUUGAUUUUUUUUUUUUAAAGCAGUUACAAAUCAACCCUUGAAGUUUUUGUACGUUCCCUUCCCUCUCAGUAUGUCCAUGCCCCAGUGCGUUUCCUUUCUCAUGCGUCUGCAUGUACGAGUGAACAUGGCAGGGAGGUGGAUGUUGUCAGAGGCCUUUCCUUCUCGUUUGGUGGUAAUGGGAGCUAGCAGCAUAAAUCUGUAUGCCUUUUGGGGAAAAACAGACCUGCUUUUGUGUAUACCUGUACAGAGAGAGAUAUCUGUAUAUGAGACGUUGGUAGCACUUCGCUGAAUGUGCUCUUGUCCUCAUGAUGCACGAUGAAUAGGUAUGAAUGCAAUCAAUCUGUGUAUAUAUAUAUAUAUAUAUAUGCAUACAGAUGUAUAGAUGGAAUAUAUGUAGUGUCACACACGUGCAUUAGUUGUAAUGUGAACAAGUGUGUGAGCUGAAAGAAAGACUAGCCAUAACCUGUGUGUAACAGGUAAGCACGUGGUGCCAAACUAGGUGGUCUUAGUUCAUCUGAGGGAUUUGGUUGGUGUCAGUGAUUGGUCUGAUCUCGGUCACCGCUGAUUUUCGUUACCUCAGCCCUCAAAGCAGAAUUUUCUUGGUACAUUUUUGCUUCUGUGUGUAUUAAUACUCAGCGAGGCCUCUUGCAAUGCCGACCUCUUUUGCUUUGCUGCUCCAUUACCUCCAUUCCAGCUCCUCCCUGUCCCAGUAUCUCCGAAGCUUACCUUGCUAUAGAAGUAAGCAGCUCUAAUGGCCCUGUCCAGCUCUUCCUAUGCAGUAAGGAAAUUGUCUGGGUGACUGCAGUGGCAGCUGAAUUGGGUCCUGAGCACUUGCCUGACCAUGACUGUGAUUGAUUUGCAGAUGAACGCUAACUUCCCUUAGAAACUGAUGCAAAGUUACCUAGCAUAUUAAAAGGUUAACCCGGCACCACGAUUCGAAGCUAAAUACUCAAAAUGAGAAAAGCAAACCCACUGAAAACAUCUUAAUUUUCAGCCCCAGGGAGAAAAAGGGAGCUCAGUGUGCCUUUCCCGUAAGGAGAGCAGUGAGCAGAAGGCAGCCUUGUGCUCGGUUCUGAGCGGCGCUGUUGUCAAACAUGUCAAGAGAAACACAGCUCGUUAGCUUUACCAAUAAACAGAUUUUGAAGUGAGCUGCAGAGUUGACCAUUAGCAUGCAAGUACUUUGCAUCUCAUUGUGCAUUGAAUGAUUUUGCUUAUGCAAGUAAAUUGUGGUUUUAAGUAUUUUAUUUUGUUUUCUGGCUAACUGGAGUUCUCCUAUCCUUUUAAGCAGAAAGCAGCUGUCAGAAACCUGCUCAGCCACACGUAAGCACUGCUGACAUUCAUGGCUCGCUUACCUGUGGUUUCAGUGGAGAGUGCAGCUCCGUUCUGCCACUGGGCCUUACUGCAGUCCACGUUUUUAGUCUGGGCAUGGCACUGUUUUUCUUGGCCACAGUUCAGCCAUGGAAUUUUGUCUUCCUUGCAUUUCUAUUAGGAAAAGGUAACUGAUGUACUGUUCCAUCUGAGCUUUCAUGCAGUCAUACAUGACGAUUUCUAUAACACGUGUUUGGGCGUGUGUAUGGGUAUGGUUGUGUACUGUGUGUGUAUAAUACAUGUAUGCACACAUAGAUGACCCUAUUUCAGUUUAUGUAUGUGGAGAACAUACUUGUUGGUCCUCUCCUGGUAUAUACUCAUGCAUUCGUAUAUUAAAUAUGUAUAUAGAGUGUAGAUGUCCUGCAUAUACAUGUGUAUAUGUUACGAACCUUGGAUGGCAUUUUUUUUAAACAUUUUGCAAAUUGCUGUCCCUUAUGAGAUAUUUUCUCUGAAGCUGCAUUAUAUAGAAGAGAUGGAGAAACGUGGUAUCAAAGUUUUAUUUUAAAAAGGAGACUCUUAAUUAUCUAAAGCCAUUUGUAAUUGUCUUUUGAAUUUUUACUAGAAGGGUUGUUAUUAAAAAAGGAAAAAAAAAAAAAGAAAAAGGAAAAAAAAAACCAAAAAACCACCAUCACCAACACAACGACAAGCAGACCUUACUCCUACCAUCACUUAAGAUGGGAAGAAAGAAAUGGAGGUGCAAGUUCCGAAGUAUUUAUUUCCUUCUGAGGCAUGUUGUAAUCACGUUCUGCCCACCUCUCCUCUCUAAAUAGAAUUAAUGAUUCAUGGUUUCUUUUACACAGCUUUCCCCAUUACUUUACCUUCUUCAGUCGUUGUUCACCUCCUACGUUUGGUAGUGCUGAUGGCACUGCGGAGAUCUUGAGCUCUUCUGUCCUUUCCAGGAAUAAUUCUGGUGCACCGCUGUCGUGUUUCACGUUAACAUACUCGUGGAGGAUGGAUGUUUCUUAUGAAGAUGUCUGUAAUAAGUCUUUAACUUAUUUAAUGCGAGCAGCCUUUGCUGGAGUCUAUUGUUUCUUUCCAAAGAGUUUUGCUUUUUUCAUCAUCACUCUUUAGUUCCCUUCGUAUUUGAUCCCUGAGGUUUUAGGGUUUGGGUUGUAUUAUUGUGGGGUUUUGUUGUUUGUUUUUUUUUGUUGUUUUUUGCUUUGUUUUUAAAUUCCCCAAAAAUGUUUGUCUGCACGUAGAGCAAACCAGGUGUCAGCCCCACCCCAUAUCCUCUUUGCAAUGAAGAGUAAAAUAUCUUAAGGUGAUCUUAAGAGAAGGUGGCAAGUGGACAAUCUGAAGUGCUUUGGGGGGAACGGUCACUCUUUUCAAGGCUGUCUCAGAGAAGUUUGUGUUUGGUGUCAUUUUAAAGGCAGCGCGAUCGCACUGAUAUCAGAAGCAGCCUUCUAACAAAGAGCCUCGUACAGCUGUUUGGCCACUCGAGUUUAAAGCGUAAAGUUGCAGUGGGAAAGCACAGGUGAGGCAGUGUAUUUGAACCAGUGAAUUGUAGCUUGCAAACGUAACUGAUUUUGAAGUAACUGCAUGGUAGCAAGGAUUAGCAGUCUCUUACACCCCUUCCUUGUUCCCUUUCAUCCCCAACAUGUAUUCAGCAUACCAUACAUUGGGAAAAAACGACAGCUUGCUACAGCAAAGCUAAAUCCAAUAGUGACUGCUUAAAGGGAACAUACAAACUCGCGCUGCCGCGUCCUGCACCGUGCUGACGGGCACAGAAAGCCCCGUCUGCUUCUGCAGAUGUGCUGCUUUGGGGAGAGCAGAACCUUGGGGGUGCCCGAGGAGAGCAGUUGCAGCGCCAGCAGCUCCCAGCGCGGCUCUGACAGCGUUCCAGGGUGGGUAGGAAGGCUCCUGUUUGUACUUCCCUUUAAAUAGGAUCAGUUGGCUCACAUGUUCCUCAUACUUCUCAAUGAAUGUACUGUAUUACCAUUAAAAAAAAAAAAAAAAAUCAAUGAAAAUGAUGAUAGAUUGGUCUCCUUUUGUUAUCUGGUCCUUGUUUAAUUUGUUUAAGGGUUUUUGUAUACAAAAGUUUACAUUUUUAUGUAUAUUUUUCUUGUGUAAAAACUGAUGUAAUAUGUGUAUAAAACACUGUAUGUAUUAUCUGUAUAUAGUGUGACAAAAUGAUUUUCUUUCUUUCUUUUGGAUGUAUUAAUAAAUCUUGCUGUGAAGUA